This is a messenger RNA of Symbiodinium pilosum, 384 nucleotides long. Lineage: Eukaryota; Dinophyceae; Suessiales; Symbiodiniaceae. The record is from the annotation of a GenBank genome assembly.
AUGGACCUAGCUUACACGUUGAGCGGUUCACUGGCUAUUUGCGACCGACGGUCCUGGCAGGAGGACCUGCUUGCACAAUACAUUAAAACAUUCUGUGACAUCUCCGGCAGUUCAUAUUCCCUAGAGCAGCUCAAGGAUGAGUAUCGCAAGGCCUUGACGUGGCCACUUGUUUGGGCUGCGGUCACAUUUGCAGAUGUUGAAGGCACCGUGGACCACUGCGCCGGGGUUAUGCUGGAUGCUUCUGCCAGUGCAGAAGAUAUUGCAAAACGUAACAAAGCCAGAGAGGUUGCCAGGGACUUUGUGACAGAGGGCGCUGCAAGGUAUGUACAGGCAGCUUUAGAUGAAGGUAGCAUCCCUUGCGUCCAAGGUGCUAUGUGCCGCUGA